AUGACAAUCGCCACUCUUUCUUUUACUUCCUCCUUCACUCCUCACCACACCUUCCACCACCGUCGCCGUCGUCACCACCUACUCAAACCCACCACCAAAAUAUCUUCACAGGUUUCCCUAACAUCUCCCCCAUCAAUAACUCUUCAACCAACCCUCAAAAAGACCGGAGUUAUCGUCGUCGGCGCUGGUCUAGCCGGCUUAGCCGCCGCCAUACGCCUCCACUCCGACAACAUUCCUUUCCUCCUCGUCGAAGCAUCUGAUGGCGUCGGAGGUCGUGUACGUACUGACAACGUCGACGGUUUCCUCCUCGACCGUGGCUUCCAAAUCUUCAUCACCGGUUACCCGGAAGCCCGAAGAAUACUCGACUACGAAGCCCUAGAUCUUCAAAAAUUCUACUCCGGAGCUAAGGUUUACUACGGCGGUGGCUUCCAUACAGUAGCUGAUCCGUUACGCCACCUAGGUGAUGCUAUCCAAUCUCUAACAAACCCGAUCGGAACAAUCGUUGAUAAAUCUCUCAUCGCAUUGACUAGAAUUAGGGUUUUGACUCAAUCCGAUGAUCAGAUAUUCUCUGCUGAAGAGACCUCCACUAUCAAUUUGCUCAAACGAAUUGGGUUUUCCGAUUCCAUUGUGGAUAGAUUUUUCCGACCAUUUUUCGGUGGGAUUUUCUUCGACAGAGACCUCGAAACGACUUCCCGGCUCUUCGAUUUCAUCUUCAAGUGUUUAGCUCUCGGCGACAACACUCUCCCGGCGAAAGGAAUUUCCGCAAUUCCCGAACAAUUAGCUUCAAAAUUACCCUCCAAUUCCAUCAUCCUAAACACACCAGUAGAUUCCAUCGAUUCAGAAUCAGAAUCAAGUCACACUGUUAGAUUGAACAAUGGCGAUACCUUGAAGGCUGAAUACGGGGUCAUCAUUGCAGUCGAAGAACCCGAAGCCGUUAAGCUUCUCGCCGGAAAAUCGAACGACAUCCCAGUUCAAAUCAAGCCACCACGAAGCACCGUGUGUCUGUAUUUCUCAGCCGAUCGAACCCAAGUUCCAGUCCCCGACCCAGUUCUGUUCAUCAACGGGUCCGGCAAUGGCAUCGUCAACAACAUGUUUUUCGCCACCAAUGUGGCUCCUUCAUACGGCCCACCGGGGAAAGUUCUGGUGUCGGUUUCCCUUAUCGGAUUGUAUGAAGAUGUUUCCGAUGAGGACCUGAAAAUGAAGGUGGUGGAGGAGCUUAGUGGGUGGUUCGGGAAGGAAGUUGCAGUAGGGUCAUGGACGUAUCUCAGAAGUUAUCGUGUUAAAUUCGCACAACCAAAUCAAUGCCCUCCGACGGAUUUACAGAAGAACCCUAAGCUAGGGUUAGGGUUGUAUGUGUGUGGGGAUUAUCGGACUAGUGCGACGUUUGAUGGCGCUCUGGUAUCCGGGAGGAAGGCGGCUGAGGCUUUACUGAAAGAUCGAUCUUUGGUUCAAGCUUCAUAA
Lactuca virosa is the source of this 1461-nucleotide messenger RNA. The record is from the annotation of a GenBank genome assembly. NCBI's taxonomy places the organism in Eukaryota, Viridiplantae, Streptophyta, Magnoliopsida, Asterales, Asteraceae.